UGUGUGUGUGUGUGUGUGUGUGUGUGUGUGUGUGUGUGUGUGUGUGUGUGUGGAGGGAGCAUUGUGUGUGGGACGUGUGGGCGCGCGCUCAGCCCAAGGGGAAGCGCGCGCACGCUGUUAUUGAGGGGAGAGCAGGUGCUGGACGAAUUACCAUACAGCUGAGGGGGGAGAGAGAACUUCUCCUCCACCACACACACAAUAACAAAAAGUUCCCCCUCAUGUUGGCCACGCGAGCGACUCCGGUGCGCGCGCGCCCGCUUGCGCGCACACACACACACACACGUCUAUAUGCAUGAGCACACGCGUUUUUCUCCUCCUCCUCUUCUUCUUCUUCUCCUUUCUUUAAUCUCAGGCCGGAGAAAGAGAAGAAGGGGAGAGCAAAAUGGAAAAACGCAGCAGAGUCCAGCCCCUCCAGUCGUUUACCUCACCGCGCAGCUCUGCCAAGGAAUGUUUUCUCUCUUUUUUUAAAGUCUUUUGAGUCGAUUCAAAGCAUCAAAUUCUUCCCACAACCAGAAAUACCAAAAUUUUACAGGGUGUGUGAGGAGGAGGAGGAGGAGGAGGAGGAGGGGUGUAAACAAUUAACUGAGUCAGGGGAUUUGACCAAGAAACAUUUCUUCUUCUUCUUCUUCUUCUUCUUCUUCUUGUCUGAAUCAACUUCACACUCUUUAUUUUAUAUUUUGGCACUUUAUCCAAACAAAAAAAAAACAUGUUAAGACGCACAAAGACGUUUGUCCAGUGAGGCAACAGCUGGAGGGAUCAGUCCAGCCACACGUCACCAACAUCCUGUCAGCAGCAGAUCUGUCGUGUGUGUGUGUGUGUGUGUGUGUGUGUGUGUGUGUGUGUGUGUGUGUGUGUGUGUGUGUGUGUGUGUGUGUGUGUGUUUACAUUAUGGUUCAAUCUACAGAGAAGAGAUGUUCACUGGAACAUUAAUAUUUCUAGGGGAACUGGUGUGUGUUCAAAAAGGAAUAAUUCCAUUUCCUUCUCAUCCUGUAAACAUUUCCUCCUUCAACAGGUUAUCUGAAGCCUCCUCCUCCUCCUCCUCCUCCUCCUCCUCCUCCUCCUCCUCCAGGAGACUCACAAUCUUUCUUUUUUUAAAAAAAAGUUUCACCUCUCGUUUGCUAGAAAUACUUUCACACGUCUUCCAUUUUAACGCUGCUGCUGCUGCUGCUGCUGCUGCUGGGGGGCUGCAGGGAGGCUGUUGGGGUACUUGCAUGGGAUCCCAUUGUGGAGAGCCGGGCCAGAUUGGGAGGUGAAGUCGGGGAGGAGGAGGAGGAGGAGGUGGAGGAGGACGAGGACGAGGAGGAGGGGGGCGUCCAUUUGCAUGUUAUUACCAUAGCAUGUGUCAGGCCGUAUAUAACAGGCUGCAGGCGGCCUUGGCUGGAGACAGACGCACAGUUCACAGUGAGGAAAGACAUUAGGAGGAAGAAGGAAGCAUGUUGGACCAGUGACAAAUCUGUCCUUGGGUUAGACCAAGACCUUCACACAAAAAGCUACUUCCUAAAAAUCCUCCACUUUCUUCCACUAAAACCAAACCAAACAAACACGGAACCCUUCGUCUUCUUCUUUUUUUACUCUCUUUACGCAUUGGAUUAACGCUUUCUAACGGAACUGGAGGACUUCUCUGUUUUUGUUUUUUUCUUUUGAACGCGCACUCGCACAAGUUCACAGAUCUUUGUUUUUAUUUUAUUUUUUUGUUUUGAAGGAUUGGGAUUUAUCCUCUUCUCGCUCCUCGGGACAUGAGUGAGAGCGGCGCGGCUGACAGCGGCAGCAGUUGAUGCGAGAACCCCGUGAGGCGACAGAAACGUGCUCGAUGCAUCUUCCUCAGAGGGAUUGAACAGGAGGAGGCACCCUGAGGACAAGCCGAGCCCCGAGACUUUUUACUUUAUUUAUUUAUUAUUUAUUAUGUAUUUAUUUAAUAUGGGGCGCGCCAUCCUGCUGACUCUCGCCGUCAUGUCCAUGUUGCUGUGCCAGGGGUUUUGUUCGGGAGUUUUUGAGCUGAAGUUGCAGGAGUUCCUAAACAAGAAGGGAGUACAGGGCAACAAAAACUGCUGUAAGGGAGGCCUGACGUCGUCUUUCCAGCAGCAGUGCGAAUGUCAAACCUUCUUCAGGAUCUGUCUCAAGCACUACCAGCCCAACGCCUCCCCGGAGCCCCCGUGCACCUACGGCGGCGCCGUGACGCCCGUGCUCGGCUCUAACUCCUUCCAGGUCCCCGAUGUCAUCCCCGAGAGUUCAUUCAGCAACCCCAUCAGGAUAAACUUCGGCUUCACGUGGCCGGGGACCUUCUCACUGAUCAUUGAGGCAUUACACACCGACUCCAAAGACGACCUCUCCACAGAGAAUCCAGAGCGCGUUAUCAGCACCAUGACCACACAGAGGCAUCUCACGGUGGGAGAUGACUGGUCUCAGGACCUGCACACCGGCGGCAGGACGGAGCUCAAGUACUCGUACCGCUUCGUGUGCGACGAGCACUACUACGGGGACGGCUGCUCGGUGUUCUGCCGGCCCAGAGACGACGCCUUCGGCCACUUCACCUGUGGAGAGCGCGGGGAGAUCGUGUGCGACGCCGGGUGGAAGGGACAGUACUGCACUGAACCGAUCUGCCUGCCGGGCUGCGAUGAAGAGCACGGCUUCUGUGAGAAACCCGGAGAGUGCAAGUGCAGAGUGGGAUUCAAAGGCCGCUACUGCGACGAGUGCAUUCGUUACCCGGGCUGCCUCCACGGGACCUGCCAGCAGCCCUGGCAGUGCAACUGUCAGGAGGGCUGGGGAGGACUCUUCUGCAACCAAGAUCUCAACUACUGCACUCACCACAAGCCCUGCAUGAAUGGAGCCACUUGUAGCAACACUGGUCAGGGCAGCUACACCUGUUCCUGCAAGCCCGGCUUCACUGGGGCCAGCUGUGAGAUCCAGGUCAACGAAUGCGCUGGAAACCCCUGUCGCAACGGAGGGAGCUGCGCUGAUUUGGAGAACACAUAUACCUGCACUUGCCCUCACGGUUUCUAUGGCAACAACUGCGAGCUGAGUGCCAUGACGUGCGCUGAUGGGCCCUGCUCCAACGGUGCCCGUUGUGUGGAUCUCGUCAACUCGUAUCUAUGUCAGUGUCCCGAUGGUUUCACUGGCAUGAACUGUGACCACACCGGGGACGAGUGCUCAAUGUACCCUUGUCAAAAUGGCGGGACGUGCCAGGAAGGUCUCGACGGCUACACAUGCACCUGUCCGCCGGGAUACACCGGCCGCAACUGCAGCUCACCCAUCAGCCGCUGUGAACACAACCCUUGCCACAACGGCGCCACCUGCCACGAGAGAAACAACCGUUACGUCUGCGCGUGUGUUCCCGGCUACGGUGGCAGAAACUGUCAGUUCUUGCUUCCAGAGCACGCUGCCAUCCGCGGGUCGGAGGUGCCUUGGAUGGCUGUCGGGUCCGGUGUGGCCCUGGUGCUGCUGCUGCUGGCAGGCUGUGCCGUACUUGUUGGAUUUUUCCGAUCGAAAUCCCAGCGCGGCGGUCAAAUAGAAACCGCCGGUGAGGGAGAGACAAUAAAUAACCUGACCAACAACUGUCACCGGAGUGACAGGGACCUGGCGGUCAGUGUGAUGCCAACGCCAGGCGUCAAAAAUAUCAACAAGAAGAUGGACUUCUGCAGCGGCGACCCCGAUGAAGGAUCAUCACCAGGGAGGAGCAGCUACAAGAGCCGCAAUCCACCUGCAGACUACAACCUCGUACAAGAGGUCAACUAUGAGCAGGUGGCUAAAGAGGCCAUGCUUGAGGCGGCCUGCGAGGACAAGUGUCAAUCCCUGGACUCAUUUGAGUUCGAGGAGAAACGCAGCAAACGUUUAAAAUGCGAUGCAUCAGAAAAGAAAGCCCCAGAAAUGUCUGCAUGUGCGGACACCAAGUACAAAUCUGUGUUUGUGAUGUCAGAGGAGAAGGAUGAAUGUAUAAUUGCAACUGAGGUGUAACGAGCCACCAAUGGGCUGCCCGUUGCUCAUUUGCUCUAUGGGAGAGUUUUUAUACUCCUUCAGAUGCUGCUCUAACCCUAGGGGGAGGUGUCCCACCUUGAGACUGCUGCUGAUACUGAGACGUUUAACUGAUAUUCAGAGUGAGCUGGUUCUCUACUGGAAACUAAGCGCAGGCAGCGGCGGCCUGUGGGAUAAGAACUGGCGGGGUAAAAAAAAUAAAUAAAUAAGAAAAAAGAAAAAAAAAGAAAAGUUUACGGUUGAAAGUAAACUGCCACUUAGCUUUCUGUUCUGCCUUUUAUCGGGGAGAGGGGGUAGAAAAAUAAAUAAGAUAUAAACGGACGCUGUCUUGUGGCGAUAACGUGCGACGCUACGAUUUUUGUUUUUGCAACAUUUGCACCCAGGCCUUUUCUUUAACCCACACGCCGUUGCUGAGCGCAGGAACUGCAUCAAACGGUGGAUGUUUGGCCAUACUGGCCUGUUCUUCACGAGGCUGUUCACAUGGGCUGUGCACCCAUCACCACACCUGUGAAGACUGUAUGUAUACGUGAUCACUGUGUUAAACUGAAGUGCGUUUUCUUCCCCCAAGCCCCUCCAAAACCAUUUAUGACAUAGUAUUGUUCAUUUUUGUUCGUUUUUCUUUUUUGGGGGGGCACAUGAAAACUUUGGUCUUAAUUACAUUUGAAAAAAAAAAAUGUUGCUUUUUGAUACAGAUUGUCCUUUUUGUAAAAUAAAGAAAGAAAAA
This is a messenger RNA of Acanthopagrus latus (yellowfin seabream), 4693 nucleotides long. It is a transcript of the gene dla, whose product is annotated as deltaA. Gene Ontology annotation, molecular function: calcium ion binding. Lineage: Eukaryota; Metazoa; Chordata; Actinopteri; Spariformes; Sparidae. Gene Ontology annotation, cellular component: protein-containing complex; plasma membrane. Gene Ontology annotation, biological process: establishment or maintenance of epithelial cell apical/basal polarity; cell communication; multicellular organism development. The transcript is spliced from 11 exons. The record is from RefSeq and is a predicted model, not a curated record. Bases 1903 to 3951 code for a protein of 682 amino acids.